GUGAUGACUUAGAGAAGCAACUAAUUAUUCAAAAGCUUCGUAAUAAAUUUAAUGAACUAGAGGAACAAGUACCUGAAUUAUCUACACAUCCAACUUUAUCUAAUACAGAAGCUGCAACAUAA
Messenger RNA from Dentiscutata heterogama, 122 nucleotides. The record is from the annotation of a GenBank genome assembly. Lineage: Eukaryota; Fungi; Glomeromycota; Glomeromycetes; Diversisporales; Gigasporaceae.